AUGACCAGUGGCAUUAACACCAUUCGUCACAUUGAGGGACACAAGCUUGUACAGAUGGGUACUGAUGCUCACUUGGAAUCCUGGAUCACUGACUACCUGACGGAGAGACCACAGUUCAGGACGAAUGCAGCAGCACGCCUGGUCUACAACCAACCCAGAAGGGCGCAUGUCAUCCCAUUGCUCAUCCAGCUACACUGGCUACCGCUGGCCGCCCGCAUCAAAUUCAAGACUCUAACGUUUGCCUACAAAGUAUUCUCUGGCUCUGCUCCCACCUAUUUGAAUGCCCUCUACAGUUACCUCAAAGAGUGGGAGAGUCAGUCCAUGGCUGGGAGUACCCCCGUCGGCCACAUACAACUUUCGGCUGCUACCAACUUCAAAGGGACCUCCUUCAUCCAACUGGAAAAGGUCAUCAGCGACAUGGACACUUUCUACCUCCAAGGUUUCCUCAGAUGCUGUCCCACUUUCAAGAUCCUUGCUCUUUUGAAAUGGAGUAUGGAGAAUUCAUAUGAGGCAGAAGUUCAGCAGAAGCUGGUGGGUGGUGGUGGAGCCACAGUAGUCCCACCCAAAAGUCAGCCUGCAGAGAGAGAACAGUGGUCCAGCAAAAUGGAAUUCUUCCUGGCUGCGGCUGGACACGUAGUUGGUCUUGGGAAUGUGUGGAGGUUUCCUUACCUGUGCUACAAGAAUGGGGGAGGUGCUUUCUUCAUACCAUAUAUAGUGUUCCUUUUUACCUGUGGAAUGCCUCUCUUUUUCCUGGAGACUUCGUUGGGGCAGUACACCAGCCAGGGGGGCAUUACCUGUUGGAAGAAAAUCUGCCCACUUUUUGAAGGAUUGGGCUAUGGAAGUCAGGUGGUUGUUUUAUACACUGGAAUCUAUUACAUCAUCAUUCUGGCCUGGGCAUUCCUCUAUCUAUUUUUUUCCUUCAGUUCUGAGCUGCCCUGGGCAAACUGUCAAAACCCCUGGAACACAGAGAAUUGCUUUGAGUAUGACCAGACCAAUCUGACUGAGGAUAUCACUGUGAAAACAACAUCAUCUGUUGUAGAAUUUUGGGAGAGGAGGAUUCUGGGACUGUCUAGUGGAAUUGAGGAGCUGGGUUCUGUGAGAUGGGACUUGGCCCUGUGUCUUCUCCUAGCUUGGGUCAUCUGCUAUUUCUGUGUCUGGAAAGGAGUGAAGACCACAGGCAAGGUGGUGUACCUCACAGCUACCUUCCCCUACGUCAUGCUAGUGGUGCUGCUGGUCCGGGGGCUCACACUGCCCGGGGCAGCGGAUGGCAUCAAGUUCUACCUCUACCCUGAUCCAGCACGCCUGGCUGACCCUCAGGUGUGGAUGGACGCUGGGAGCCAGGUCUUUUACUCCUAUGGAGUUUGCACUGGUGUCUUAACAGCUCUUGGGAGCUACAACAAAUAUGAUAACAACUGUUACAAAGACUGUAUUUACUUGUGCCUGUUGAACAGUCUGACCAGUUUUGUGGCCGGUUUUGCCAUAUUCUCAGUAUUAGGCUUCAUGGCCAAGGAGCAAGAGCUGGAUAUCUCUAUGUGUUUCCUCGUUGCCAUGACAGGCCCUGGGUUGGCAUUUAUAGCAUAUCCACGCGCAGUGGCUUUAAUGCCUCUUCCCCAACUAUGGGCCAUUUUCUUCUUCAUCAUGAUUGUGUUCCUUGGGUUGGAUAGUGAGUUUGUUUGCCAUGAAGCUUUGGUGACCGCUAUCAGCGACAUGUAUCCAUCCUUCUUCCAAGAGCCAUAUAAACGUAAGGUCCUCCUCCUCAUCAUCAGCAUAGCGAGCUUCCUGAUUGGCCUGGUAAUGGUGACAGAGGGUGGCCUGUAUGUUUUCCAACUGUUUGAUUACUAUGCUUGCAGUGGCAUGACUCUGCUGACUUUUGCCAUUUUGCAGUCCAUUUGCAUCGGAUGGGUGUACGGUGCAGGUCAUCAGUAUGACAACAUUGAAGACAUGAUAGGCUACCGGCCUUGGCCUGUGAUGCAAUACUGUUGGCAAUAUGUAACACCAAUUGUGUGCACAGCUACUUUUAUCUUCUUCAUUGCCAAGCAUACCCCGCUGCAGUUUAACAACUCAUAUGAGUAUCCGUGGUGGGGGUAUGCUAUUGGUGGAUUCUUCACCCUGUCCUCUACUCUGGUGGUGCCUUUGUGGAUGGUGUAUGCCAUCUGUACCACCCCAGGAACCAUGCAUGAGAGACUACGAACGCUGUGCACCCCUGCAAAGGACCUCCUGCCCAGAGGCCAGUCCCAACAAAAGGAGCUCCAGUUGGUCACUUUUGAGACAUUCACCAUGUUACAAACACUGCGUACGAGUAGCACCCACUCAGACUCUGUUUUCCUUAAAGGACCAGUAUAAUUGC
This is a messenger RNA of Sardina pilchardus (European sardine), 2347 nucleotides long. RefSeq names its product sodium- and chloride-dependent GABA transporter 2-like. The record is from RefSeq and is a predicted model, not a curated record. Gene Ontology annotation, cellular component: plasma membrane. Lineage: Eukaryota; Metazoa; Chordata; Actinopteri; Clupeiformes; Clupeidae. Bases 1 to 2343 code for a protein of 780 amino acids. Gene Ontology annotation, biological process: sodium ion transmembrane transport. The transcript has 19 exons. Gene Ontology annotation, molecular function: gamma-aminobutyric acid:sodium:chloride symporter activity.